AUGGAAGUACCUGCACCAGCUACUACUCGGAGAGAUGCACAAGAAGCUCCAGCAGAGGAUGCUACUACCAAUGCUUCUACUGCACCUGAUACAAAGGAAGCACGAAGAAGAAGAGCCUCUCAUAAUGCUAAAGCCAAAUAUCUUUUAUAUUGUUCUUUGUCUAUUACUGAAUAUAACAAAAAUUGUGAUCAAUUGUCAUCAGAAUAUGAAGGAGUUGAUGAAGACAUGGCGUUGUUCACUCGAAGGUUUAACGGCCUCAUGAAAAAAGGAGGAAACUUCAAAGAAACCAAGUCAUAUAAACCCAGAUUGCCCAUUGGUCGAGAAGAGGAAGGAAAGUAUGAAAUGAAAAAGAAAGCACUGAAAGCUGAAACAUGGAAUGAAUCAGAAUGUGAAGCCAAUGAUGAAGAAGAAGCAAAUCUUUGUCUAAUGGCCAACUUAGAUCAUGAACAAGAAAAUGAGGAAGUAUUUGAUCUUACCACAGAAAAACUUGCUUGCAAGACUGUAUUUGACAACAUGAAAAAGGACUAUGACCUCCAAGAAAUGGAAGUUAAGUUUUCUCAAGUUGAGAAUGACUCUCUCAAGGAAGAGAUUUCAAAAAUCAGCACAAAGUCUUCUCUUGGUUUAGAAAUCUUGAAGCACAUUCUCUCAAUUCAGAUUCCUCUCUACAACAAAUGUGAGGAAGAAGACCCUGAAGCAGAACCUAAAGAGGCCCCAGAAGUAGAGCCCGAAGAUGAGCCUGAAGAAGAACCAGAGGACGCACCCGAGUACGAGCCAGAGUACGAUCCCGAGUUUGUGCCAGAGGACGAGUCGGAUGAGGAACCAGAUGAAGAGGAGCGGGUCGAGGUUCCAGCAGAGUCAGCACUUGAACCUUCGGGGGCCGAGCAUGAACUAGAGCCUGAAGAAUCCCAGGCGGGGUAUGAUCCAAUGGAUAUGGACCUCGAAGUAAUACCCAAAGAAGAACCAGAAGAUGAAGACCCUGAGGACAAACCUGAAGAGGCACCGGAAGAAGAGCCUGAAGAGGAACCAGAGGACGUACCCGAGUAUGAGCCAUAG
Molecule: messenger RNA, 1053 nt
Organism: Syzygium oleosum
Lineage: Eukaryota; Viridiplantae; Streptophyta; Magnoliopsida; Myrtales; Myrtaceae
Exons: 6
Coding region: 1-1053 (350 amino acids)
Source: RefSeq, a predicted model, not a curated record